UGUCCCCGGCUGCAGAGCGCCUGAGGUAUAUUUUAGGAGACGAUGAAGAUGCCAUGCCCACGCCCACCCUCUUCACCGAGAUGGACACACUCCAACACGAGGGAGAUGAGCUCGAGUGGAAGGAGUCAGCCAGGUGGGUGAAGUUUGAGGAGAAGGUUGAAGAAGGCGGCGAGCGCUGGAGCAAGCCGCACGUCUCCACGUUGUCUCUGCACAGCCUGUUCGAGCUGCGCACGUGUCUGCAAACCGGCGUGGUGCUGCUGGACCUGGACGGCUACUCGCUGCCGCAGAUCGUCGACGACAUCAUCGAGCGCCACAUCGAGGAGGGCAUGGUCAGUCCGGAGCUGAGGGACAAGAUCAGCUUCGUGCUGUUGAGGAAACAUAGACACCAGACCAAGAAACCCAUCCACCGCUCGCUGGCUGACAUCGGCAAAGGCAGCUCCGCCCCCAGUCGUAGUCCAGCCCGUAGUCCAGCACCCGCUGCCAGCUUCAAUCGCUCCACAGAGGAUCUGCGCAGCAAACAAGGAGGCAGCUACGGACGUCUUCGUCACGCCCAGAGCAGAAGUAUGAACGACAUUGCGGACACACCGAGCACCGACCAGCUAAAGAACAAGUUCAUGAAGAAGAUUCCCAGGGAUGCAGAGGCAUCCAACGUGCUUGUUGGUGAGGUGGACUUCCUUGACAAACCCUUUGUGGCCUUUGUACGACUUGCACAGGCCACAACACUAGGAGGCCUGACUGAGGUUCCAGUGCCCACCAGGUUUUUGUUUGUGCUCCUGGGCCCCUCUGGCAAAGCCAAGUCCUACAACGAAAUUGGCCGUGCUAUUGCUACACUAAUGGUGGAUGAUCUCUUUAGUGAUGUGGCAUAUAAGGCCCGGGACCGAGAGGACCUGAUUGCAGGCAUCGAUGAGUUUCUGGAUGAGGUGACUGUGCUUCCACCUGGCGAGUGGGACCCCAAAAUUCGCAUCGAGCCACCCAAAAAAGUGCCCUCUGCUGACAAGAGGAAGUCGGUGUUCUCUCUGAACGAGCUGGGUCAGAUGAAUGGCACUGCGGGAGCCGGGGGCGGUACUGCAGAGGACGAGGAGAUGCCUGUGCCGCAUGAGCUCGGUGAAGAGCUGGCAUACACGGGCAGGUUUUGCGGAGGUCUGUUCCUGGACAUCAAGAGAAAAAUACCCUGGUAUCCCAGUGACUUUUAUGAGGGUUUUCACAUCCAAUCGGUCUCAGCCGUGCUCUUUAUAUACCUGGGCUGCAUCACCAAUGCAAUUACCUUUGGUGGCCUGCUGGGAGACGCAACAGACAAUUACCAGGGAGUAAUGGAGAGUUUCCUGGGUACAGCCUUGGCCGGCACAGUCUUCUGCCUUUUUGGCGGUCAGCCCCUCAUCAUCCUCAGCUCCACCGGACCCAUCCUCAUCUUCGAGAAGCUGCUCUAUGAAUUCAGCAAGAGCAGCAGUAUGGACUACAUGGAGCUGAGGCUGUGGAUCGGCAUGCACUCGUGUAUUCAGUGCUUCAUUCUGGUGGCCACCGACGCCAGCUACAUCAUCAAAUACAUGACGCGCUUCACCGAGGAGGGCUUCUCCAGCCUCAUCUCCUUCAUCUUCAUCUCAGACGCCAUCAAGAAGAUGGCUGGGUCCUUCAGCUACUAUCCCAUCAACACCGACUUCCAGCCCGACUUCAUCACCGCGUACAAGUGUGAAUGUGUCGCGCCAGACACGAUGGCUUCAAUGCUCUUUGGUGUUGUAGUUCCUGUGCUCGAUAAUACAUCUGCUCUCUUUGGUAUGAAUAUAACAGCUCUCGACUGGAGUCAGCUCAGCAAGAAAGAGUGUCUCAAAUACGGCGGCCAGCUGGUGGGAAGCUCCUGCAAGUUUGUCCCAGAUCUGGCACUCAUGUCCUUCAUCUUGUUCUUUGGCACCUACUCCAUGACCGUCUCGCUGAAGAAGUUCAAAUUUAGCCGCUACUUUCCUACAAAGAUGAGGAAACUCGUUAGCGACUUCUCCAUCUUCAUGUCCAUCAUGACGUUUGUGGGUUUGGACAUGCUCAUGGGGCUGAAGACUCCUAAACUCAUCGUGCCUACUGAGUUCAAGCCCACGCGUCCAGACCGUGGCUGGAUCGUCAUGCCCUUUGGGAAGAACCCGUGGUGGGUUUAUCUGGCUAGCUUCGUGCCCGCUCUCCUCGUCACCAUCCUUAUAUUCAUGGACCAGCAGAUUAGCGCCGUCAUCGUCAACAGGAAAGAGAACAAACUGAAGAAAGGGUGCGGGUACCAUUUGGACCUGUUCUGGGUGGGUGUCCUGAUGGCCGCCUGCUCUUUUACGGGUCUGCCAUGGUACGUAGCAGCUACAGUCAUCUCGAUCGCUCACAUCGACUCACUUAAAAUGGAGAGCGAAUCCAACGCCCCAGGAGAACAGCCCCAGUUUCUGGGCGUGAGGGAACAGCGACUGACGGGAAUCAUCGUCUUCGUCCUAACCGGAGUCUCCAUCUUCCUCGCCCCGAUUCUGCAGUUCAUCCCGAUGCCUGUGCUCUAUGGUGUGUUUCUCUACAUGGGUGUCGCUUCUCUUGGGGGCAUCCAGUUCUGGGACAGGAUCAAGCUGUUCCUCAUGCCAGCGAAGCACCAGCCAGACUACGCCUACCUGCGCCAUGUCCCGCUCAGGAGAGUUCACCUGUUCACGCUGCUGCAGGUCGUCUGCCUCGCCGUCCUCUGGAUCCUCAAAUCCACCUUCCUCGCCAUCAUCUUCCCCGUCAUGAUCCUGGGCCUGAUGCUGGUGCGCAAGAUGCUCGACAUGGUGUUCUCUCAGCACGACCUGGCCUGGCUCGACGAUCUCCUGCCCGGGAAGGAGGAGAAGAAGAAGAAGGACGACAAGAAGAAGGAUGGAGGGAAGAAGGAAAAGAAGAAGGUCAGGGGAGGAGAGGAGAGUGAGGAUGAGGAGAAGUUCCACCCGUACUCCGACUGCGCUCCGGCAGAUUUAGACGUGGACCGCAGAGUUGGUGCCACACCGCUGACCCUUGACCUUUUGCCAUUACCUCAUCCUCCCUCUCAUAACGGGACCUUGCCACUGCGCAGCAUCACCCUGCACUUGAAGAUCUCGUGCCCGUCGUCGCCUGCGAUGUCCGUCACCCGAGGCGUGUCGUGUCCAGUGCCGCAGGUGAAGAUCGAGAUGGAGUCCGAGUACGACGACACGGACACGGAGCCCAGACACAGGAACCGGGACAUGAGCAGCGAGACCACCCUCUAACUGUGGACAGUGGACAAUGUGUCCAUUUAUUUAAAACAGUGUAUUGAGUUUUUCUAGUACUCUCGACUCAAGCGCAACAAUACAGCACAAGAACUUUUCAUCAGUUGUGUCUUUUCAGUGGUUUUAACAUAGUAAAUUGUAGAACACUGACCAUUUUUGAGAGAAUAAUGCUGGCUGAUUGUAUAGGAUUGAGUUAUUAGGGUUUUACCUGGUGGUGGCUUAUUUGAUCCAGAACUACACUGUAGCAGGACUUCAUCAAAAUCAUAAUUGUUUAACGUUCAUAAGUCAUACAAUCCCAGUUGAGAUAGAUAAACAAGGUAACUUGAACAACGGCAAGAAGGUAUGUUGUUAGCUAACUGCAUUAGAAAAAAAAAAGGAUUCCUUAAUAGUUCUCUGGACGGUAAACAAGGAACCUUUCCUGAAAGGGAAACCCUCUGUUGUAGGAGUCUAUAUAGUACCUUUAACGAUCACGGCUUUUCUUCUGAAACGUGUAAGGAGAGUUAGUUAGUGUGGCUAGUUAAAUUUACUGUAAGUUAACGCACAGCUAGCGAAGAUGAGAUCGUCAAAUCUGGUGUAGAUUUCUUCAGCAAAACCUCUCUCAAGGCCAUUAUUGCUCAAGGUCAGGAGGUGUUGAUUCAUUUUCUGUAACAGCAGCACUGACAGUAGUGUAGCUGCAAAUCAAAGAGUUAUAUUAAUGCGCUUGUUUUAAUAUGUUAUCAUUUCUAUAGUAACAGUUUAUUAAGAGGGAAUUAAAUGAAGUAAAACGUGUAUAAUUGUUGAUAUGAUGAAGUUUUUUUUUUUAUGGACACAUUUAUGUAUUAUUUAUUAUAGAAAGCGUCUCCUGUGUCAGCGCUUUGUAAUAAUCAGUUAGUUUUGCGUCACGGGAAAGCAGUUUCAGGAGUUUCUCAGUCAAAUGACUUUAAGAAAGAGAAAAAAAAAAAGAGAUGCUGGUGAGGAAACGACAGUUUACACUCUUAAAAAGAGGAUCCUCAUGGGAUCUAACUGAAACCUUUAGGACUCCUUCAGUUGUAGAUGCAUUAAGGGGUUCCCCUAGACGGACCAACCAAAAAUCCAUUUAAGUGGACGUCUUAACUGUACAGUAACAGCGAAAACCCUGAAUGUGUUCGUAUUUCAAAUCAGAGUAUAUUUUAGAUAAAUGCAUUUAUAUUUAUGUGUGUACAAUCGAUAUUGUGGUAAUGUUUGCAUGUUUGUUUUGUUGAUAAAGCUGUUGUUGUACUGCAGAGAAUUGUGGGUAAAAAUCCAAAUUUUUUUUUCUAAUUCUUGCAUCUUUCCAAGCAACAGAAACCAGCAACAUGAUUCCUUUUUUCCUUUCUUUUCCUGCCUCAAAAGUUUUAUGCAAGUCAAAGCGGAUAAACUGAGGGAAAAGAAACAACCAAAAAAAAAUAGAAAUUUCAC
Pangasianodon hypophthalmus (striped catfish) is the source of this 4640-nucleotide messenger RNA. RefSeq names its product solute carrier family 4 member 5a (gene slc4a5a). The transcript has 23 exons. The coding region runs from base 54 to 3224 and encodes 1056 amino acids. Gene Ontology annotation, cellular component: plasma membrane. The record is from RefSeq and is a predicted model, not a curated record. NCBI's taxonomy places the organism in Eukaryota, Metazoa, Chordata, Actinopteri, Siluriformes, Pangasiidae. Gene Ontology annotation, biological process: bicarbonate transport; regulation of intracellular pH; monoatomic anion transport. Gene Ontology annotation, molecular function: sodium:bicarbonate symporter activity; solute:inorganic anion antiporter activity; monoatomic anion transmembrane transporter activity.